Molecule: messenger RNA, 1875 nt
Organism: Erythranthe guttata (spotted monkey flower)
Lineage: Eukaryota; Viridiplantae; Streptophyta; Magnoliopsida; Lamiales; Phrymaceae
Product: putative late blight resistance protein homolog R1B-17
Biological process (GO): defense response to other organism
Molecular function (GO): ADP binding
Source: RefSeq, a predicted model, not a curated record
AUGGCUUAUGCUGCUGUUUGUUGUAUUGAGCAGACACUAAAGCGCCUUUUAAAUUCUUCACAUAUUUCGAUUGUUCAAACUUCAUCCCCACAAAUAAUUAGCCUUUUGUACGAGGAGAUUCUUUCCUUACGAGAAGCUCUCAGAGAAUUCAAUGAAUGCCGGGUCAUUGUUGACAUGAAGAUGGUGAAAACUUUGGAAGCUGGAAUCAUAGAUGUUGUAUACAAAUUCGAAGAUGUAAUCGACCUCCAUAUCUCAAAUCAGUUCCAUUCACUACAAUCUGACGAAGAGACCGAUCAUCCUCCAUUAAUGGUACACUCAUUAGAUGUGCAGGAAAUAAAGCAAGAUGUCGAUUCCUUUAUCGAAAUGGUGGACAAGAUGAAGAGAGCCUACACUCACGAAUUAUGCAACCCGACCCCGCACGAUGAAGAAGAUGGUUUUUUUAUCUCUACAAGAAUUGAUUUUGGUGGAAAUGAGUCUAACAUGGUUGGAUUAUCUGACCAAUUUACGAGAAUCAAAGGUCGGCUUCUAAAUUCCUCACAAUCUGAACGGAUGGUUGUGUGUCUCGCCGGGAUGGCGGGCAUUGGUAAGACUACUCUUGCCAAGAAACUCUGUCAAGAUCCAUUAAUUACGAGUCAUUUUAGCGCACAUGUGUUUGUGACCAUAGGCCCAAAAUGGAGAUCAAUAUACACCUUGAUAGAUAUUCUUAAACAAUUGGAUCCUCGCCCUCGUGAAAUAAAGCUUCUGGAGGGAGAAGAAGUAUUAGAUUGUUUGAAAAGGUCGAUUUCUGAAAGUUUGAAGGGUUUGAGAUACUUGAUCGUUUUGGAUGAUGUAUGGAAUGAGGAGCUUGAAUUGGUGAACUCAUUUCCAGACGACAAAAAUGGAAGCCGAGUAUUGCUCACAACUAGGAUAGAAGAAGUAGGUAAAUGCUUGGAUUGCGGGUACAAUGUAAGAUUUUUAGAUAAGAAGGAAAGUUGGGAUCUUCUUCGUGAAAAGGUGUUUGGUGAAGAAGAGUCGUUUUCUUAUGCGCUUGAGAGAGCUCGAAAGAAGAUUGCCGAGAAUUGUGAAGGUCUGCCUCUUACAAUCGUCACAGUUGGCGAUAUCCUGUCCAAAUCUGAGAAGACUUUGGAGUACUGGAACGAGGUAGCUGAUGAGAAACAACAUUCAGUUUACAAGGAUGCAUAUGAUCAAAUGUCGAAUGUACUGUAUCCAAGCUAUGACUAUUUACCUCAACAUUUAAAAGCAUGCUUUCUUUACAUUGGAGCUUUCCCACAAUCUUAUAUGCUACACGUGCCCCGACUGAUGAACUUGUGGAGUGCUGAAGGAUUUCCCGACUCAGAACCAAUUCUUUCCUCAGACCCGCCCACGAUUUUCGCAAGUAAUACCUAUUAUUAUUAUAUAUGCGAGCUUCGUCGCAAAAGUGUUGUCAUGUUCGACAGAGAACAACGCGGUUAUCGCCUUCAUUCAUCAUUUUGGUACCUGUGUAACAAAGAAGCAGCCAAGAACAAGUUGUUCUAUGCCUUAAAUUGUCGUGCCGAUGCUCUACGAGAAGAAGGUACAAACUUACAGCCGCGCCGAUUGUGCAUCCGAAAUAAUGUUCUACUUGCCAUAGAAGAUGUGCACGACUCAAUUGCAUCUGCUUCAACGGUACGCUCUCUCCUAUGUACCGGUCCAUUUCAUCAAUAUUAUGUGCCGUUAUCCUUUUUGAAGCAUUUAAGGUUGCUCAGGGUAUUGCACGCUCUAAGUAUUAGAUUUUAUGAGUUCCCAAUGGAAGUGGUGAAACUAGUUCAACUAAGAUACCUUUCCCUCCUUUAUGAUGGAGACAUCCCUCCUUCGAUUUCCAAACUCUGGAACCUUGAGUACUUGAUUUUUGGUUGA